CCUCGCCUCGCCCUGGGCCCUCACUCCACAUCUCCAGGGUGGAGACCCAGGUGGCCGAGGCGGGGGAAUGUGCUGGAAGGAGGCGACCUCGAAGCAGUGAGGCGGUGCUGAAGGGACAGUUCCCACCAGGAACCUUCCGCCCCCGGCCCGGGCAGCCCGGCCACGAGGCCGCGUCCUCCAGUCCCCGAGCUCGAGAGCCGGGCGGGCGCCAGCGGGAUGUGAGCCAUGGAGGCCAUCUGGAUCUACCAGUUCCGGCUGAUCGUGAUCGGCGACUCCACGGUGGGCAAGUCCUGCCUCCUGCACCGCUUCACGCAGGGCCGCUUCCCGGGGAUGCUGUCCCCAGCCUGCGACCCCACGGUUGGCGUGGACUUCUUCUCCCGCCUGCUGGAGAUCGAGCCCGGCAAGAGGAUCAAGCUGCAGCUAUGGGACACGGCCGGGCAGGAGAGGUUCAGAUCAAUAACUCGAUCUUAUUACCGCAACUCAGUUGGUGGAUUUCUGGUAUUUGACAUCACAAACCGGAGAUCUUUUGAACAUGUGCGAGAUUGGUUAGAAGAAGCCAAAAUGUAUGUGCAGCCAUUUCGGAUUGUAUUUCUAUUAGUGGGACAUAAAUGUGACCUUGUGUCACAGCGUCAAGUUUCAAGAGAAGAAGCUGAAAAAAUGUCAGCAGCCUGUGGUAUGAAGUAUAUAGAAACCUCAGCAAAAGAUGCUACAAAUGUUGAAGAAUCUUUCACAAUCCUGACAAGAGAUAUAUAUGAACUUAUUAAAAAAGGAGAAAUUUGCAUUCAAGAUGGUUGGGAAGGGGUUAAAAGUGGCUUUGUUCCAAAUAUUGUGCAUUCUUCGGAAGAAGCAGUAAAGCCUAUGAAACAAUGUCUUUGCUGAAUUCAGAAGCAGCUCCAAAAUGGGUAUGAGUAGAUCACAUAUUUGUUUUAGGACAAAUACCAACAUUAAAAGCAAAGUGAUAGUUAUGGAAGCAUAAAAAUCAUUGAUUUGCCUGGGUCACUAAUCAUUGUUUUUGCAUUCUUUUAUAAGAUAUUUAAUUUAAAAUACUAAGGCAGUAAUAUAAUAAUAGUUAAAGCAGAAAAUAUAUUAUUUUGAAGACAUUAAUAUUUGUAAACAAAAGUACAAUAUUUACUUAGCAAGUGAACAUAUCAAAGAUUUUGACUAGGACUAAAACAAAAGUCCAUUUUCAAGGGACCAGAUUUUUCAUGCAUUCCUAUGUUUUAACAAGUAUUGAAUGUGAAAAAAUUAUAUAUUAUAUUAAUAUUAUUUUCCUUUAUUGGUUCACUGCUUCUGAAAUAAAAUUUUUAUGUUUUAUAGAGAUAACUGAGAUUACAGUCAGAAUAUUAUAUUCCCAAUAACUUUAAAGAAAGGAAAUUAAAGAAUUAUUCAUAAGCAAACAUUUUGAUAUGAUAAUAAUAAUAUAUUUUAAACUUCCCCACAUUUUUGAAAUCAUAGAUCUACCUGGAAAUUUCAAAGAGAGGAAAUUCAAUUGAUCCAGAUUCAGUUUGUUGUCUGACUUGUCAGUGCAAGCAAAUCUGAGAGGCAGUAGGGCGGAAUGGCUUGAGAGCUAACCUGGGAGUCGGGAGAACUUAGAGUCAAGUCUUGCCGCUGACAUAUACUGGCUGUGUGAUCCUGAGCAAGUCAUUUAAUUUCUUAAUGUACUCAGUAACUGUUCUAAAAACUGCAGAGAAACUAGCAAUCUGCAUUGAGAGAGGAAGUUCUUAAUAGGAACCACCUGGACUGGUAAAGUACAAUUUAAAAAGAAAUGAAAUAUAAAAUAUGUUGGUCAUAAGUUCUAGUUGAGUGAACUUUUAAGCUUAAAAAAUAUUUAUCAUUAGGUCCAAGAAGACUUCAUUUCUUCAACAAGGAUGUAGAGAGGGGUAUUCUAAUAAAAUACUAUAUCAAUACUGCAAACUAAUUUGUAGAAAAGGAAACUGUUUAAAACAUUUGCCAUUCAAACCUUCCAAUAUCAUUAGUGAAAGUUGCAGGAAUUUUGAUGUGUAUAUGUGUCACACAUACACACACGAAACAGUUACUUAGUUGUCUUCUUGUAGCUCAUUUCCAAUAAGUGCAUUUUAAUCAUAAUUAGAAAUUUUUUACUUUACUGCAUUUUUUACAACCAUUUCUACAGUUAACUAGAAAGAAGUGACAAGUAAAAAUUACUUCUUUUAGCAAUCCUAAUUGCAUUAUUGUUAAAUCACAAGUUAUUUUGUAUAUUAAGUAUUUCUGUGCAUAUUAUCAAAAAAGUUGAGAAUCAUGUUUUCUCCUAUUUUUUUUCCCAAUCUCUUCUUCCUCUGCCUUCCCUUUCCUAUAGAAAGUCCUUAUUGGUAACCCUCAUUGAGUUUCAUAUAAUUAGAGAAUUCCUUGGCACUGAGGCUUCCCCUCUGACUCAGCCUUCCUGUACUGAAAAACUGCUUCUUAGUAGUAGAAGUGAUUGGCAGAAAAUCCCAAGAGACCUUCAGUUUAAUUAGAAGCCCUGGCUGGGACAUAUAUUUAAAUCAUUGAACCACUUGACUAAAUUAUUGCAGGUCUUCAUCUUUAAAAGUUUUCUUAAGACCACAACAGGGUUUUUCCUGACAAGAACUCUUUCUAAACAAUUCCACUGGGGGUUUUCCCAACUAGUUUCCAUCUUGUCAGUGUAUCAAUUAAGAGGGACUGAUACCCAUUGACAGACUCUUUAUUAUGGUGAAUUAUCAAGCAAAAGAUAGCUUUUUUUCUAGGCCAAAUUAUCUAGAUAAUUGCCUCAAUUAUCUAUUCCUCUUUGCUAGUACAGAUAUAGUAUAUAAAUGUAUUAAUACUAAUUCAUUUUUCUUUAGAGGUUGAGUUUUUUUUUCCUGUCUUCAAGAUCUGUAUUUAUGUAUUUGUACACACUUUGUAAAUUUUCUAGGCCUAUUUAAGUAUUCUUUUUAUAAGGGCUUAUAGAGAGAAAGGAACAUGAAUUAAAAUGUAACAAAAAAUUUUGAAAAUCUCUAUAUCUACAUUCCAUUGAUAUAUAUAAAUUAAUUAUGGUUGAAGAUACGCUUUGACCACUUACAAAACUGAAUAUUUAAGAAAAAUACAAGACCAGAAAAAUGGAAAGUAAAUAUAGUUCAAUCUAUUUUGAAUAUUAUGUGAUUUUAAUUGUAUAUUCAAGUAAUUUACUUGGUACAAAUUCAUAUAUUGACUCUCUAUCAACAUUUGAAAUUGAUGAUGUCAUCUCAGUGUAUACUGCAGAGGUCUAAGUUUCCUUAGAUGAGCAGCCAAAAUACCAAAGUGCUUUUGAUAUAUAGUAGAACGCUGACUUAGAUAAUGCUGACUUAGAACUGGAUUAAUGGCUAUGACGUAGGAUGACAUUUAGAACAGAAACAGAAGCUCUAAUCUUUGAGAACAUCUAAUCCAACAGAUAACGGAACCGAGGCCUUGACAGCUCAAGUGCCUUGUUCAGGCUCACACAUGGUUGUUAGUUAGUAGCAAAGCCUGGAUAAAAUCCAGUGGUGGAAAGUACCCUUUGAUUCUACCAUGCUGUCUCUUGUGGGACGGGAUGUGGCACAUGAUAUAUCUACAACUGUGCAAUGACAAGCAGGUUAGAAUAAGGUUAAAUUAUAUGUUGAUAUAAAAGGGGAACACUUAUAGUCAAACAGUAAUAUACAAUAUAAUCUAAAGAAAAGAACUGAGAAUUCCAGUUCUAAUUCACUUCUAUACGAGAUAAGCCUAAUAAACUUAGUUGUGUGGAAAAUGCUCUUUUCUUAAAUAGCAUUAGUAUGAAUGUGGUCAGUAGGGUCAUGCCAGAGAAUCUUUCUGGUUCAGACAAAUUACUUUGCCCAGUGGUUUCUUGGAAGUCAGCCAAUUCAUUUAAAAAAAAAUUUAAACGAUGACGUCUGAUUACUAAAUGUCAUAGAUCAACGAGAAAGGAAAGAAGGAAAGAAGGAAGGAAAAGAUAGAUAUUCUGGUAUUACCUAUGUAAUAGGUACACUCCCUGGGAAAUAACUGCUUAUAUGGGGAUACAUUAACUCAGACCACUAUGGGAGCAUUUAAUGAUGUAACAAUUUAUUAAUAAAUGGUAUAUUUGAGCCAAAAUGAUUAUACAUUGCUGUAAAGAUUUGUAAAUAUGGCCCUUAAAAAUCUAUAUGCAUACUUAGUAGCAAGAAAGGUUUCUUAAACUUCUCAAAAAAUUUAACAAUUCAAAAUUUCUUAUAAACAUAUUGUACGGUUUCAAAAAACCCUUUACCUCAAGCAUGCCUUGAGUGGACUUCAUUUUGGGAGGUGAGAAGUGAGUGCUGGUGAAAAUAGUUUUUUUCUAUUUGGGUUAAAAUAACAGGUUCCUAAAACAAAGACUUCAUCUAAUUAUUCAACCUUUGAAUAAUUAUAAUAUCAAAGGUUUGAAUUCACAAGACUAGCAGUCUGACAAGAGGUUUGUUGUUGUUUUUUGGUUUUUUUUAUUCCAGCUUUCAUAGUGCUUUUGGAACACAUUCAACUACAGACUCUUCAUUUACUUGAAACUGUAAACUGUAUUGAACUGAUACUCUGAGUGUAUGAAGUAAGAUGUUGCAGGCCUGUAACAGUCAUACACCAGUACAUAUCCUGGCUUUUUAUUAACAAAGAACUGUGCCUUCAGUUGUUUAGUUAUGCAGAGGGCAUAUGCAAGCUUGAGGCAUAUGCAGGCUACUUUAACCACUAUAGAGUUAGGCCCUACUAUUUUAAAAUAAUGAAAUGCAAUACCAACUAUAAGCCUAUUGGCAUGAAACUUCACAUAUGUAAGUUGUCUCCUCUUCUUCAAAAACCUCCUCAAAAUUUAGUUCAUUCCAGAAACCUUCACUUGUUAAGUGGAAGUGAGCUGCAACUCUCCAUUGGACCCUAAAAUAACUAGCAAACUACACCUCUGAGCCCAAAAGAAAAUGCCAAAAGAAUAAACUGUAUCAUAUCUGAUAUUUUCAUUUCAACAGUCUUAAUAAUUGCUACAGAGCAACAUGAUUGAUUCAGCUAUGACAAUCAAUACUAAUAAUGAACCAGACAGAAAAGAAUAAAUUACCCACAUGAAAGGAAAGGAACUAAAAUACAGAAUAAUUAAAAAUAUUAGCAUUCUUGUUUGUUUGAUCUCCGUUAGAUUAUAAGGAGAAUUCAUGUCUUCUCUUCAGUAGUGCCUAGGAUAGUGUCUUACACGUAUAGACACUGAGUUAAUGCUUGAUCUUAAUGACUUUGAACCAACACUAUUAAAUUCAGUUUCCACAGAUUCAGUUUUCAUUGCAGAUAUCCUGUAAUAAAAGAUGUUUUGCCAUAGCUAAAUUUUAGCAUUUUUGGAAGAUGAUAGUUGACUGAAGAGAAUUACUAAGAGAACAUAUGGUAUUAAAUCUCUUUGAAAUGUGUUGUAAAUGUCAUUUGUAAAAAAAAAGUUAAUAAAAAGAA
Vombatus ursinus (common wombat) is the source of this 5382-nucleotide messenger RNA. RefSeq names its product RAB39A, member RAS oncogene family (gene RAB39A). The coding region runs from base 226 to 879 and encodes 217 amino acids. Gene Ontology annotation, molecular function: GTP binding; GTPase activity. The transcript has 2 exons. The record is from RefSeq and is a predicted model, not a curated record. Lineage: Eukaryota; Metazoa; Chordata; Mammalia; Diprotodontia; Vombatidae. Gene Ontology annotation, biological process: Rab protein signal transduction. Gene Ontology annotation, cellular component: Golgi membrane.